Messenger RNA from Chenopodium quinoa (quinoa), 1471 nucleotides. RefSeq names its product cysteine protease RD19A-like. Gene Ontology annotation, cellular component: lysosome. The coding region runs from base 51 to 1196 and encodes 381 amino acids. Gene Ontology annotation, molecular function: cysteine-type endopeptidase activity. The record is from RefSeq and is a predicted model, not a curated record. The transcript is spliced from 4 exons. Lineage: Eukaryota; Viridiplantae; Streptophyta; Magnoliopsida; Caryophyllales; Amaranthaceae.
CUCCCUUUCUCUCUCCACCAAACCUUCACUUUCUCUCCCCUCUUCCUUCAAUGGCGUCGUCUCCUCUACUCACUUUCUCUCUCCUCUUAAUCCUUUCUCUCUCCUCAGCCAUCGCAACCUCCUCCUCCUCCGAUGAUGACAUCAUAAUCCGGCAAGUCGUCGCCGGAGAAUCCUCCACCGCCGCCGUUGGAGACAACAACGACGAUCUUCUCUUGAACGCCGAUCAUCAUUUCUCUCUCUUCAAAUCGAAGUUUAACAAGAGGUAUUCAUCUCAGGAAGAACAUGAUCGUCGAUUCUCGAUUUUUAGGGCGAAUCUUCGUCGUGCGAAACGUCAUCAGGCGAUUGAUCCUACUGCUGUUCAUGGUGUUACAAAGUUUUCCGAUCUUACUCCGAAGGAGUUUAGAGAGAAGUACCUUGGAUUGAAAGGUGGUAGGAGGAAGUUGAGACUUCCUUCUGAUGCGAAUAAGGCUCCCGUUUUACCUACUGAUGGUCUUCCUGAGGAUUUUGAUUGGCGUGAACAUGGUGCUGUUACUGAGGUCAAAGAUCAGGGUCAAUGUGGAUCAUGCUGGUCUUUCAGUGCCACAGGAGCAUUAGAAGGUGCUAAUUAUCUUGCAACUGGUAAACUCGUUAGUCUGAGUGAGCAACAAUUGGUAGAUUGUGACCAUGAGUGUGAUCCUGAAGAACGUAACUCAUGCGACGCUGGCUGCAAUGGUGGUUUGAUGAAUAAUGCAUUUGAGUACGUACUGAAGUCUGGUGGUAUUCAGCGUGGGGAAGACUAUCCUUACACUGGUACUGACCGUGGCACCUGCAAAUUUGACAAAAGUAAGGUUGCUGCAACAGUGGCUAACUUUAGUGUGGUCGCCCUUAAUGAAGACCAAAUAGCUGCCAAUUUGGUGAAGAAUGGUCCUCUUGCAGUGGGAAUUCAUGCAGGUGCCAUGCAAACAUAUAUUGGUGGAGUUUCUUGCCCAUUGAUUUGCUUGAGGAGUUUGGACCAUGGAGUGCUAUUGGUUGGAUACGGGUCUGCCGGGUAUGCUCCUAUUAGGUUCAAGGAAAAGCCAUACUGGAUCAUUAAGAAUUCAUGGGGCCCUAACUGGGGAGAUCAUGGCUACUACAAAAUCUGCCGAGGCCACAAUGUCUGUGGUGUGGACUCCAUGGUCUCGACUGUAGCUGCUGUGAACAUUCAAUCUACCCAGUAAAGUUGAAAUGACUGUGUUGGCAUUGUCCGUAUUAUUAGUGGACAUCCAUUGUAAAUACACGUUUGCUGCUGUUCCAAUUGCGGUGAAUUUGUUUAAAGCUCUACAUUAUAUCUAUCUUAAACUUUAGUCCUCGAGGAGCAUUGAGUGACUUAUAUUAGGAUGCAAAACUGAAAACAAUGUAACUAAGUACGCUUUUGGUUUUAUGUUGCUUUAUCCUAGCGUUGUCGUGUUUAACAGAUAAAAUUGCUGUGUAUGACUGGUGUAUGAAUUUUUGA